CCGUCGCUCUGCUCACACCGCCGCGCCUUCCAGCGCUUUAAACCCCCCUAGCCCCCUCCACGCCCUCUCAGUCGACACGCACGCCAUCGACAGGUGAUAUAGAAUUACCCUUUAAAGGUAAAGCACAGGGAGUCGAGUUGCAUAUCCCACAGUCACUACACGAUCAAGGUGGUUUUAAACUUACUUUUAAUUCCACAAGAAUUCGGGUGUUCGAGCUCUUGAGUGGUGACGAGGAAUUUGGCUGAGGAUGGUGCAGCCAUGAGCCAGGAGCCUUUACUACCAUUGCUUCAGACAGUGUACCACGCUGGUCUCAUCACUCUGAUCACCCUCAUGGCAGACCCCGUCGACGACCACCACCAAAUGGAUAAACUUUCUCAUCUCGACCAUAAGAAAAUAACGCGAGUCUCUAUCCAGUUGCCAAAAAUGAGAUACGAUGACCCGCUUUCUCUCGAUGCAAGAAAUACUGAAGGCAGAAUAAAUGGUGACGCGACUGAAACAAAAAAGACUCAGCUUGAAUCUCCCAAGAUGAGAACAAUGAUCUCCGUAGGAGACAAGACCCUUGCUGAACAUAACACCAUAUUUACUGACAGUGAAAGAGGUGAAGUCUCUGGCCUGGUCUUGCCCAGUGCCCCAAUCUACAGCUUUGACGAAGAUGGUGAAAUUCUGCAGCGGGUCAAUAUAAUCACUCCCACUACCGAGGGAGAGUAUGGUUAUCACAGUCGGUUCUCUGAUACUCCAUAUGACGAGGCUGUUGACCACAAUAACGAUAUCAAUGAUCCCAUAAAACUGCCUCUCACUUCCACUCCCGAGACAGUCCUCCCAGUUGGUGUUGACUUGUGGCAUCGCAUAGAUCAAUCCUUUGUGGCCAGAGAGGAUCGAGGAGUCUCCACCUCACUGCCGUCCUGUCAUCCGUUUAUUACUUCACUCGGGGACCUCGAGUCCCUCCCGAACAUCGAUGAUACUCCGGCUGAUAGCGUGCUACUGAAGCAGGUCCGCAGUCUGAAAGUGGAUGAUAUAGGGUCUAAGGUCAAUGCACAAACUGAAAUCAGCGUCAUGUGUGAGGCUGAGGGGUUGACCACACCUGAUGUCAUACCCAAGAUCGACUUCCAUGCUGCAUCCAUCGAGGUCGUGGACGACUACCUCGAGGAUAACUUGAAGGAAAAUCAACUUGGAGAUCUCUGCUCCACACUCCUGGGCGACACAGCAAGUUGGAAGAACUCUCGCUCCAAGUCCACCCAGAAUUUCGUGGCGGGUCUACUGAGUGCUGGGCCGCAGGAGACCCCCUGCAAGAGACAGCGUGUACCCUUUCAUACCGUGGUGUUCACUGAGCGGAAGCCCUCGACUGGGGACGCCUUGGUGCUGAGUCUAGGCCUGUCCGCAGACGGAGCCAAUACCAUCCAAGAUAUUGCAUCUAAGAACCAGGGAGCAGCCAGGGAACGUCUCCAGCAGGGGGAGAUGCUGCCGCCAGAGACCAAGUUAACGAGGCAUUGUGAAUCAUGUGGAGUCUCUCCUGAGGAUUGUCUCAAGAAGUUGGGUCUCCACUCUGACCACGUUGGGUUGCUGAGUCCUUCCCCAAAGAGUGAGCGUCUUCUUCAUUUCUUCCGGAAUAUUCAGCCGGUACCGCCUCGCCCACAUCCCUGUCACACUCCCAUUGGUUCUGACCCACACCUUGAAAAGAGCCACCAGGAAGCACCGAGACCCCAGAGUCGAAGUCUCACCACCUCCCCAACUCACUCGGAGGACGACAGCAGGAAACCCAGACUUAACACUUUCUGAAAUCCGGCAAAUCUUCGUCAACUAGUUCCACCGCAGCUCAGAACUCAAUAAAAACCACCUGGUCUUCGCCAAUUAGCUCCGCUGCAGUUCACAAUUUAUUGUGAGCAUCCUGGUGUUUGCCAUCUAUUUCGCGGCAGCUUAUUGCCGCGUUGUAUAGAAAUUGUGCUACCUCGACAGUGUAUAUGGAGCAGUCUUUGUAGUCCUUUGACGUAAGCGCAUCCAAAUUUUAGUCACGAUGGACUUGUAUCUGUCGAAAACCUCAAACCACUUCUCUAGUCACCUGUCGUAAUGUAGCCACAGAGCUGCCGUGUUCAAGAGUCAGACACCGACUGCUCUGAGCACAAUCUGAUAAAAUCACGAAAAGAUAUUGAGGAAAAGUGUAUGUCACGUUAUAAGCUCAUACAACUAGAAUGUAAUGAAAACAAGAGUGGUGACUCACCUUGCUGGGUCAGGCGAGAACAAGGCGAAUGAAUGAUAGUCUUGCUGGGCACCUUCUCUAGUGCCUUCGUUACGCUGGUCUUACCAAUGUCUUGUUCUUUAUUCGUACGUAAAAAAAUUGAAGACGGAGACCAAUUAUAUAGAGGCAGAGCUAUUGUCUCUGAGUAGAAAUUAUAGGCAAAACUUUUGAACGGAAAAAUGAGAGAUGACUUUGUACAGUACAUGCUGUCAGUGCGUGUCUGUGUGUCGAGGUUUAAUGAUGAGACAACUACAAUAAUUAACUUUGAACGCUGUUGUGUGCUAGGUGGAACUUACUUGAUUGUUCUCUUAACUAAAAACUACAGAAAUAAUAUCACUAUUUUGAUACACCCAAUAGAAUUAGCAAAUUUAAUGAACAGUGUACAUAAAAAUAGUUUCUUUUUUAAACUUCAUAUACAUAUAUAUACUUACCAGAGAUUUGAUUAUAUUCUUAAAGUUCAUCGACUUUGAUUCAAAUUAGAAAUAGAUAAGACAGAAAUAUUU
This is a messenger RNA of Homarus americanus (American lobster), 2736 nucleotides long. RefSeq lists its product as uncharacterized. The record is from RefSeq and is a predicted model, not a curated record. NCBI's taxonomy places the organism in Eukaryota, Metazoa, Arthropoda, Malacostraca, Decapoda, Nephropidae. The coding region runs from base 259 to 1776 and encodes 505 amino acids. The transcript has 5 exons.